AUGCGCCUCUUCAAAGCGCAACUGAUCUUAUGGGGGUUCUAUUCGUUACUCAUCUCUCGGAUUUCCUCUUCUCCUAUCCGCGAAGAACCCCACUCCGAAGACCUCCAAGUCAUCCAGUUCGACAAAGACGAUGAAAACACGCUCGCCCGACGAAACUUCUUCCUUGAGGAUUCGCUGCACGAACAUUCAAUCGACCCUCGCGCCCCUCCUCAACGCCCUAUUGCCACAUGCGGUUAUCAAUCAGGGGACAAGCAUGCCUCCGAUGUCCGAGGGGAAACGUUAUAUGUCUUAAAAGAGCACGGCAAGGCAUAUGGAGAGCCCAAGGAACUUUUUUGGUCCGGGAACACAAGGGAAUCGGUCCAGGUAAUGCCAAAAGCUAUUGAGGACUUGGAGAAAGCUCUGAGGCUUGGGCAUAGCGUCGAUGUCUCGCUGUCAAUGUGGGCUGUCGGCAAGGCAUUACUAGCCGCUCAUAAGAAGUGGAUUGUUCAUCGGGAUAUUAAGCUUGCCAAUAUACUUCUCGGACAACAAGGGACAUUCUUCUUGACCGAUUGGGGUGUGGCUACAAAGGUGACUGAGAGAAUCCAGACUUCUCGCGCGGGACAAAAGAAUUAUAAAGGCCCGGAGGCCAAGAACGGAGAGCCAUAUGAUAUCUUCAAGGAUGAUGUUUUCGAGUAUGCUCUAACAUACCUAGAGGCCGACCAACCACGAUACAUGCUGCAUUCAGGAUUUCGUGCAGAGGUCUAUAAUUGGCUUACGGUGCCUGGCGACAAAAAGGUCAAACCGGGCCGCUCUUAUGAGGCCACCUUCAACUAUUUAGGGGAGCGAUUCGGAAGUGCUUUAUCGGAGUCUAAAAGGGGGUUGAUCGCAAGAGGAAUAUGUAUGCAGGAUGACCGUUGGGAUCUGCCUUAUAUCCUGGGCAGGUUCAAACAGGUCAACAGGAUAUUAGAGCCAGAAGACAGACGCUAA
Penicillium alfredii is the source of this 966-nucleotide messenger RNA. RefSeq lists its product as uncharacterized. The coding region runs from base 1 to 966 and encodes 321 amino acids. Gene Ontology annotation, biological process: protein phosphorylation. The transcript is spliced from 3 exons. Gene Ontology annotation, molecular function: ATP binding; protein kinase activity. The record is from RefSeq and is a predicted model, not a curated record. NCBI's taxonomy places the organism in Eukaryota, Fungi, Ascomycota, Eurotiomycetes, Eurotiales, Aspergillaceae.